Molecule: messenger RNA, 886 nt
Organism: Plodia interpunctella (Indianmeal moth)
Lineage: Eukaryota; Metazoa; Arthropoda; Insecta; Lepidoptera; Pyralidae
Exons: 1
Coding region: 62-844 (260 amino acids)
Molecular function (GO): oxidoreductase activity
Source: RefSeq, a predicted model, not a curated record
AUUUAGAAUAACAGUCUAAUUGAGUUAUCUACAAAGUAAAUACGUGUAGAAAUACGUGAAAAUGAAUUUAGAAAACAAAGUGGUAAUUGUAACUGGUGGAAGUUCAGGAAUCGGAGCUGCUAUAGCCAAGCUGUUUAUUAAAGAAGGUGCUAAAGUAGCUAUAGUGGGAAGAAAUGAAAAUAAACUAAGAGCAGUAACUGCGGAAUGCGAGAAACUGGGUAGCAAACCUUUAGUGAUUACCGCUGAUGUUUCCAAGGAUGCCGAAGCAAAGAAAAUUAUAGAUACAACCAUAAGCCAGUUUGGACAACUGGAUGUCUUAGUCAACAAUGCUGGAAUUGGUAAAUCAGCCGGCAUAUCAGACCCAAAUGCUUUGCAAGUAUAUGACGAAGUAAUGGGUGUCAAUCUUCGAUCAGUUGUUGUGCUUUCCCAUUACGCCACUCCACAUCUUGUGAAAAGUAAAGGAAAUAUUAUAAAUAUAUCAAGUGUAGCCAGUUUGGGAGUGAUGUCUGCCAAAAGUUUUGCUUACUGUGCUUCCAAAGCUGGAUUGGACCAUUUUACAAGGUGCAUAGCAUUGGAACUUGCACCGAGUGGUGUGCGAUGCAAUAACGUGAACCCAGGACCAGUUCAAACUGAUAUUUUGGAGAAUUCCGGCAUGAAUGAAGCAUAUCAAGCUGCUAUAUGGAACAAUUUCAAAAAUUCUACCGCCCUGGGAAGAAUCAGUGACCCUAUAGAGAUAGCUGAGGUGGUCCUAUUUUUGGCAAGUGACAAAGCUCAGUGCAUUACAGGAUCUUCAUUUAUUGCUGAUAACGGAACAAUAUUGAAGGGAGGAUUGAAAGCGGCUUAAAAAUGUCAAUAAAUUACUUGCAGAUAAAAUGAUGAGAACCAU